AUGGCCGGCGAGCUGAGUAUCGGACCCGAGCUGCCCACCAGCCCCUUGGCCAUGGAGUACGUCAACGACUUCGACCUGAUGAAAUUCGACGUGAAGAAGGAGCCCCUGGGCAGAGCCGACCGGCCCGGCCGCCACUGCACCCGCCUGCAGCCAGCCGGCUCCGUCUCCUCCACCCCUAUCAGCACGCCCUGCAGCUCGGUGCCCUCCUCGCCCAGCUUCAGCCCCACCGAGCAGAAGACCCACCUGGAGGACCUGUACUGGAUGGCCAACAGCUACCAGCAGAUGAACCCCGAGACGCUCAGCCUCACCCCGGAGGACGCGGUGGAAGCCCUCAUCGGGUCCCACCAGAUGCCCCAGCAGCUGCAAAGCUUUGAGAGCUUCCGGGCCCACCACCACCACCAUCACCAGCAGCAGCACCACCACCAGUACCCGGGGGUCACCCACGAAGACCUGGCCAACAGCGGGCACCCGCAUCACCAUCACCACCACCACCAUCAUCAUCACCAGGCGUCUCCCACCCCUUCCACCUCCUCCACCUCCUCCCAGCAGCUGCAGAACGCCCACCAGCAGCACCCUUCCUCCAACAGCGUGGAAGACAGGUUCUCGGACGAACAGCUGGUCUCCAUGUCGGUGAGGGAGCUCAACAGGCACCUGAGGGGCUUCACCAAGGACGAGGUGAUCCGCCUCAAGCAGAAGAGGAGGACGUUGAAGAACAGGGGCUAUGCCCAGUCCUGCAGGUAUAAGCGAGUCCAGCAGAAGCACCACCUGGAGAACGAGAAGACCCAGCUGAUCCAGCAGGUGGAACAGCUCAAGCAAGAGGUGACCCGGCUGGCCAGAGAAAGAGAUGCCUACAAGCUCAAGUGUGAGAAACUUGCCAGCAAUGGCUUCAGGGAGGCCGGAUCCACCAGUGACAACCCAUCUUCUCCUGAGUUCUUCAUGUGA
Molecule: messenger RNA, 942 nt
Organism: Emys orbicularis (European pond turtle)
Lineage: Eukaryota; Metazoa; Chordata; Testudines; Emydidae
Gene: MAFB
Product: MAF bZIP transcription factor B
Exons: 1
Coding region: 1-942 (313 amino acids)
Biological process (GO): regulation of transcription by RNA polymerase II; regulation of myeloid cell differentiation
Cellular component (GO): nucleus
Molecular function (GO): RNA polymerase II cis-regulatory region sequence-specific DNA binding; DNA-binding transcription factor activity, RNA polymerase II-specific
Source: RefSeq, a predicted model, not a curated record